AUGAGCCCUCUGAUCAUGGAGGAAGAUGACCUUGUCGAACACAUCAACCGUUCGCUGAAUGAGGAAGAGGAAUUCCACUUCCUGCGCUUCGAAUUCCUGCAAAGACUCAAUAUUGUGAAGCUGCAGCUAGAUUUAGUCCGAUUGAAAGGCCGAUUUCAGCGCGAGAAACGGGCAUCCAUUCAGGACUUGGAGGCUCUCGAGAGCACGCUGCAGAAAUAUGCCACUGCAAUUCGGAACUACCAGUUUCUCAAGGGCAAAGCAGCUCUUGGAAAGGCCGAGACACAAAGGCGAAGGCUGCUUUUACAACGCUACUUUCAAUCCAGAGUCAAAGAUCAGUUCCACUCUCACUACUGCUCCUUCCACGACGCAGAGCCAAGAGCCGAUCCGUUGCGAAGGGCCCUGAUGCGGUAUAUGCCUUCAUUUCUUGCAUUCUCCAGUGAAGAAAAGAUGUCACGGGCAAGAGAAUACAGCGAGGGCAAAGCACCGCAAGAAGUAUCAGUGUUUGUGGAUCGACUGACGCGGUUUCUCGUGGCUAUAACUGGGGGCAUCUUCCUGGUAGUACCCAUGAUCAUUAUGACUCUACACCAGUCAACGACUAAAAGCCUGAUUACGGUUUCAGUCUGUAUUGUUUUGUUUGCGCUAGUCAUGGCUUUUGGGGUGCGUGUGUCAAAUGCAGAGACAUUGAUCUCUACUGCCACAUAUGCUGCGGUCUUGAUGGUAUUCCUUGGGGUGAACAAUUGA
Penicillium vulpinum is the source of this 741-nucleotide messenger RNA. RefSeq lists its product as uncharacterized. The coding region runs from base 1 to 741 and encodes 246 amino acids. The record is from RefSeq and is a predicted model, not a curated record. The transcript is spliced from 2 exons. Lineage: Eukaryota; Fungi; Ascomycota; Eurotiomycetes; Eurotiales; Aspergillaceae.